Molecule: messenger RNA, 1060 nt
Organism: Ixodes scapularis (black-legged tick)
Lineage: Eukaryota; Metazoa; Arthropoda; Arachnida; Ixodida; Ixodidae
Gene: Rpn12
Product: 26S proteasome non-ATPase regulatory subunit 8
Exons: 7
Coding region: 66-860 (264 amino acids)
Biological process (GO): proteasome-mediated ubiquitin-dependent protein catabolic process
Cellular component (GO): nucleus; cytosol; proteasome regulatory particle, lid subcomplex
Source: RefSeq, a predicted model, not a curated record
AUGCAUGACGGCUGGAUUAGGCUGUGUUUUGAAGCACGAUUCAUUUGAUCGUGCUGAAAACAAGAAUGACGCUACUCGACGGCGUUGUGGCCAACUAUCAGCUCCUCACGCAGGAAUGGAGCAAGAAGACGCCGAACCUGGAGAAAUGCGGAGAGCUGUUAACAAAGCUCAAGGUCACACUGACACAGCUGCCUUUCCUGCCAACUUCUAAUACCUCAGUAACGAAGCGGGAGCUUCUGGUUGCACGGGACAUCCUGGAGAUUGGUGCCCAGUGGAGCAUUGCCACGCGCGACAUCCCUUCCUUCGAACGCUACAUGGCGCAGCUCAAGUGCUAUUACCUGGACUACCAGAACGACCUUCCCGAGUCGGCCUACAAGUAUCAGCUCCUGGGUCUGAACCUCCUCUGCCUGCUGGCCCAGAACAGGGUUGCGGAGUUCCACACUGAGUUGGAGCUCCUCCCAGCCAAGGAGAUCCAGAGCAACGUGUACAUCAGCCACCCGGUCUCGAUGGAGCAGUUUCUCAUGGAGGGCAGCUACAACAAGGUGUUCCUGUCCAAGGGCAAUGUGCCCUCACCCAGCUACACCUUCUUCACGGACAUCCUGCUGGACACCGUGCGGGACGAGAUAGCCAGUUGCGUGGAGAAGGCUUACGAGCGCAUCUCGGGGCCAGACGUCACCCGCAUGCUCUUCCUCGAGGCACCCCGCCAGACCGCCGCCUACGCCACCAAGCGCGGCUGGACGCAGGCGAGCAACACGUACCAGUUCAGCACGGAAGUGAAGCACACGGACGACGUCAUCCCCACGGAAGACCUGGCGGCCCAGACUAUAGGCUAUGCCAGGGAACUCGAGAUGAUAGUCUAGGAGCCAAAUCGACGAGCAGAGAGGGACUGCCCACGUUUGUUUUUUGUUGCUUUUCUAACACCAACGCUCGUCGACCCUUUUCCUUCAGUCUGUGUGCCACAACAACUGCGGGCCUCCACUCUGUGUGGCCGGCCAGAUACAGGGGCAAGCCUCGAACGCGGGUGCAACGCCGGAUUAAAGAGAGGUGUUGUCGACGUCAA